Molecule: messenger RNA, 1311 nt
Organism: Malus domestica (apple)
Lineage: Eukaryota; Viridiplantae; Streptophyta; Magnoliopsida; Rosales; Rosaceae
Product: dehydrodolichyl diphosphate synthase CPT3-like
Biological process (GO): polyprenol biosynthetic process
Cellular component (GO): endoplasmic reticulum
Source: RefSeq, a predicted model, not a curated record
CUUUUCUUUAUUUCCAUAUAUGGAGAGUGUUUAAGGUUUCAUGUUCACUGAUGUUUCAUUUUUCUUCAGCAGGAUCAUAUGAUGGAGGAAAACAGUGCCAUUGUUGCAAGCCAAAGCAGUGCUAUUGGUGCAAGCCAAUCGUUGGGGGCUUUAGGAUCUUUUCUGAGGAAAUGCUUGUUCAGUGUGGUAUCUGUGGGCCCCAUUCCUGAACACAUAGCCUUCAUCAUGGAUGGGAACAGAAGGUAUGCAAAGAGGAGGAACCUGCCUGCUGGGGAAGGCCACAGAGCCGGAUUUCUAUCUUUCAUGUCGGUUCUCCAGUACUGCUACGAGUUGUUAGUGAAGUUUAUGACGGUCUAUGCCUUCGGCAUUGAUAAUUUCAAGCGGCCAUCCGACGAGGUGCAAAUUCUGAUGGAUUUGUUGCAGGAGAAGAUUGAGGGGUUGCUUGAGAGAGAAAGCAUUGUAAACCAGUAUGGCAUUCGAGUAUGCUUUAUCGGUAACUUGAAGCUUUUGAAUGAGUCUGUGAGGGAUGCUGCUGAAAGGGCAAUGAAGGCCACUGCCAAUAAUUCCAAGGCCGUGCUUUUAAUCUGUGUGGCUUAUUCUUCUCGUGAUGAGAUUGUGCAUGCUGUUCAAGAAUCCUGCUACGAGAAAAGGAACGAAAUUCAAGCACAGAUUAAAAGAACGAGGGGUGGCAAUGGCGGUUUGGAUGGAGAAGCAGGACUAGACACCAGUGAGGCUUGCAAUGAGAGAGUUGAGGGGGAGAAGGAAAAUACAAUGGUUAAUCAUGUCGAAAAUGUUGAAGGGGAAGUUCAAGAGAGUGAGAAGCAGUUGCAAAAUGUUCCUGUUGUAAAGGUAGUGGACGUUGAGAGGCACAUGUACAUGGCAGUGGCACCUGAUCCAAACAUUGUGAUUCGAACUUCGGGUGAGACACGCCUAAGCAACUUUCUGCUCUGGCAAACUUCUAACUGCCUGUUGUACUUUCCUGCUGCGCUAUGGCCGGAUUUGGGUUUGUGGCACUUGGUUUGGGCAAUUUUGAACUUCCAGAGAAACCACUACUAUUUGGAGAAGAAAAGGAAGCAGAUGUAACGAUUAUAAAUCCACAGAGAUUUUAUAAAUCAUGUGAUCAUUGCUUACAAAUCCCCUGGAAGCUUGGAUUCUUAACUUGAAAUUCGGUAGCAGAAAUGUUUGUGACCUAUUUACUAUAUAUGGUAAUUGUAUUAUGUAUAACAGUGUAGUCAUAUUUGGCGAGUGGGUGCUGUUCCCAAACAAUUCGUGUUAUGUGUGUAACAAUCUUUUACUGUGCAGUUCAGAAGA